CCAUCCUAUCAUGCCUGGGACAGCAUUUGUCAACGUACAAGUCAGAGCACUCCAAAAUGGCGGAUCGUGAAGAGGACCCAGAGAAUGAAGACGACACAUGCGAGGUGAUCUACCUGACAGAAUAUGCCAGACGUCAACAAUGGUGGGGCCGCCUAUUUGGUGGGAACAAUUCGGGUCCUAUGUCUGAGAAGUAUUCGGUGGCCACACAAAUAGCACUGGGGGGAGUGAGUGGCUGGUGUGCAGGAUAUCUUUUCCAGAAGGUGGGGAAGAUCGCAGCCACCGCUGUGGGUGGAGGAUUCCUGUUAUUACAGAUAGCCAACCACAGUGGCUAUGUGCAGGUGGACUGGAAGAGAGUGGAAAAGGAUGUCAACAAAGCCAAGAGACACCUGAAGAAGAAUGCUGACAGGGCUGUACCAGAGUUUAACUCACUUAUUGACCAGUCAACAGAGUUUGUGAAGACAAACGUAAUCAUCACCAGUGGAUUCUUUGGAGGCUUUUUGCUUGGUCUGGCAUCCUAAGAUAUAAAAAUAGAGACCUGCAGUUUAUUAAGGCUUUGUUUUGAGAGGUCUUGUCUGUCGUGCCCUUCUUAAAUGGUGGUGGGAAAAACAAGAACAGAUGCACAAUAUAUCAAAAUGAGCCAAAGUGUAAUUACACAAACCACAAAAGGGUAGGGCACUUGUAAAUACUCUGUAAUGUGUACCUACAGUUACACAAUACCUACCCAUGUAUCUACCAUGUAAAUGCUAAAUGCUUGGUUUUAGUGCCACUUGAAACUGUAACCAAGAUUUUCUGCUUCUCCACCGAAUAAACAAAACCAUGUUUCUAGUCAGGCUUCAGCUCUGAUUCAAGAAAAUCGGGCAUGACCUAAAAGGAGUCAGUGGGUCUUGUCUCAUUCAAUUGCUUUGAGCGGGUGCUGGAGCUCAAAGUGCGUACUUACAUGUAUUUAAAACAGAUAGGAAGACGCCACACAUUGCAAUCUAAGCUGUAUUUAUUGAGAUCGACCUUGUGGUCCAUCAUACUCCCUUGCAUCCCGUAGAAGUAUACGUACAGUGUACUGUUGCAUUGGUUACAUGUACACACCUUAUUGGGCUGUAAUUCUGGACCUUAUUGAUUACAUUUGGGCCCAGUUCUUUUCCAGUUCAUUUGUUUAUAUUGUUAUUUUUGUCAAUAGUCCUACACCGCUAGUAUACUCAAGUCAUGCAGUGCAUCAUGUUGCUCAGGAAACUAUGCAUGACAUGUCAUUUUCAUUGUAUGCAUUAAUUCUUCAGUCACGUUAUAUUGAGUGAUUUAGGAUUACUAUGACAAUAUAUUAUGUUGUCUUUACAAGCAGUGCAAUAUUUGCUUAGAGGUAGUGUAGCCUCUUCUCUUUCACAGAAAAGCUAUUUACCUUUGUUAUUGAAUGACAGUGUUGUUGUACUUUGUGUAUAUAUCCUUAAUAAAAGACAAUGCAGCAA
This is a messenger RNA of Oncorhynchus mykiss (rainbow trout), 1454 nucleotides long. RefSeq names its product FUN14 domain containing 1 (gene fundc1). Gene Ontology annotation, biological process: autophagy of mitochondrion. Gene Ontology annotation, cellular component: mitochondrial outer membrane. The record is from RefSeq and is a predicted model, not a curated record. Lineage: Eukaryota; Metazoa; Chordata; Actinopteri; Salmoniformes; Salmonidae.